GCUACGGUGACUUGGGUGUGUUUGGAGAUAAGACAGUCGAUCUCCUUGAACUGUGGUGCGACGACUCCUCGUCUUUCCUGUGUGCUGCUGGGACACCGAGCUCCCCUCUGGCGACAUCAGUGACCGCCAGCCGCUGUCUCCACUCGUGCCCUCGCCUCGUCGCACGCACCUUGCCGGCAGGUCAACAGAGAUAUUGGUGACACACGCACAGACGCCGGCACAGGUAGUCUCGUCUUGCUCUCAGCUCGCUGUGGCCAAAGAAAGGAACUUGUCUUUCGCUCGUUAGAAGUAUUCAUAAUAUUGCUACAAUGUCUGAAUCAUCCAGGAAGACUCCUUCUCCCCUCAUAUACUUGGUAUUUGCAAUGUUGAUUGCAUACGCCGGGUGUAGCUCAACUGCCCCGACAGUAACCACCACCCCAGCGAAUACAACCACAACAGCAACUGUGUCAUCCUCUCCCUCUGCAAGUUCAUCACCAGCAACUACCUCGAAUUCUACUUCUCCUCAAACUACAAACUUGACGUCCCCUGCUUCUGCAUCCACACCAACCACAGGAAGUACAGCAACGCAAGCCACGUCUCCUACAUCGUCUCCUGUGACUGUAACGACAGCACAGAGCAGCUCAACCUUGCCGUCGACUGGGACCCCAGCAGUGCACGAUAGCACCUCUACAUCCAUGACGACAGGGCAGAGUACUUCAUCGUUGUCGUCGUCUAAUGUCACUACAGCAGGUGGUGUCACGAACCCCUCGGGACAGACGGCGACAUCAACAUCUCAGUCCUCCCAGCCUCCCGACAGCACGUUAACGCAUGAGAGCUCGACAGCUGCUGUUACUAGCAACAACACAGAAGCACCGACAACAGCAGCUCCAGCAACACCAGAACCGACAACCACACCUGCUACCACUCCAGCUCCGACAACACCAGCUCCGACCACUGUCGCACCACCUCCUAAUAGCCAGACAGUUAAUCCAGAUGCUAGCUUUCUGCUCACCAUCGAUGUUGGACCAGACAAGAAUGUGUCUUGCACUGACUGCAACUCGUCCUACGUGGUGGAGGCUUUCAAAGCCGCAUUCCAAAGCAUUCCUGGCUUCUUAUACAUUGACAAUGUAGUGACUAGCGCUCCAACCUUCAGGGUGAACAUUCGGUUCUUUGGAAGCCAGUUCCGGACUUUGAAUACCACUGAGCGCCAGCAAAGCAUCUGGGAUGCGCUUGUAAACAUAAACAACACAGAGGGACUAUUUGUCCUCGAUUCGGCAAGGAAAAUUGCAGAAGCUUUUGCAUUAACAAGUGAUUCACUCUGUAACACGGAGAGAGCCUGUAGCCUUGGCUUUCGCUGCACGAGCGCACGAUGUGUGCACAUGUGUGAGGGAUACUCUUGUGGAGACCACGGGACCUGUUCCUUGACCAUCAGCCCCGACGGCGAAGCAUCCCCCACCUGCAUCUGCAACUCUGACGAUGAAACCACAUAUUCAGGGGAGUACUGCCAGGACUCAAAGAUCAGUCAGAGGAAAGUCGCCGCCAUUGUGGGAGGUGUGCUCGGAGCUUUCUGUGGCUUGUUCAUCAUCAUUAUCAUCAUCAUGUGCUGCCGACAACGUGAAUCGUCGUCUACCAAAUAUCAGCUCGGUGGAACUGCAAACCAAGGGUACAGCUCCAUGGGCAUGAAGGAGUUAUAAAGACAUGCUUGGUGGUAACAACGAAUCUACCCUUCUGUCCAACAGCAAGAUUGUUUCCCCUUCCAUUCCCGAAUUAUCUUUUAGACAUGCUUAUGUUCCUUUUCUUUUAAAUGACCAGUCAUCUGUCCAUUCCAAUAGGAAAUUGCAAGGUUAUUCCCACAGCAUUCCCGACUUUGUCUUUAUAUAUGGCUGGGUUUUUUUCCUACAUGACCACUGUGUCCAUUCCAAUGGGAAACUGCGAGGUUGCUUCCCCUUCAGUUCCCGAAUUAGUCUUUCUACAUGGCUAUGUUUCUGUUCCCUUACAUGACGAGUUGACGAGGACCUCAACUCCGAUAAAAUGUACUGGAACAUUCCCAAGUGUUCAAGAAAACAAACACUUUAUUAUCCAAGCUUCGCUGGUCUCACCGGAACUUUUUUUACAUAAACUUACCAGAGACAGUCUAGGCAUCUCCAAGAUGAUGAUAAAAGAACUCGUUCCACUAACUUGAUUUCCUGAGUAACAUGGAACACAUCUUGAGCAAAAUACAACUUGCAUAAUCCUUACACGGGUAGGCAAGUACUUUACAAGUUAUUUACAAAGUAUUUUGAAGUAGAUGCUAACACUGUAAUUAAAGAGAUGAUUGGAUUACAAUCAAAGAGAUGAAAAGGAGAGCAAAAACGAAAGAGGAGAAAAAGAACAAAGAAUUGUACGUCUAUGGAGCACUUUGUAUGUUUCUGGUAUCGAGCAAAGAUGUUUAUUUUGCACUCAGAAAAAAGCUAAACAUAUUGAAAACAAUUUACAAUACCUCACGCACGUCCGCUAGAGACAAAUACUAUGAAGACAAUGUAUUAUAUUACAACCGUCAUCUAUAAAUACACCUGCAUACAUAUGUUGUUUAAAAUGUAGCCCUAAACAAUCCGUCGCAGUUUAGUCAUUUCAUUUAACAGCGAUGACGAGGCUCAUUUGUCUUCAAAGCCGGGUGUUCAUAUUCUCCAAUAGCCUGAUAGCAUAUAAACAUUUUAUAAACGUUGACAAAGGUUUCUCGGCUAUUUCUAAACCUUUAUCAAAUGUUUAAAUGCUACCCUGUCAUAACAUUCAUACCUAGGUUUUGAAGAUCUCACUAUUCGUUCAUUAAUCAGAUCGAUAAUAUAACUCCAUUUACGCAAACAAAACAAAACAAAAAAAAAAAAAAAUCGAUGAAGUCAAUGUACAGUUAUUGUGCCUUACCUAUAUUUGUGUCACUCAUCCACAUUUGACAUUUCCCUGUAUUUUCUCAUUUAUCCUGUUUAGUAUUCGGCUAUCUAUUUUUAUCUUACCAAACCUUGUGGGUUAUUAUUUCAGGUCUCCAUUUCUCUAAAAUCCUUUUGAACAGUAAACUCAGAUAAUUUUUAACGUGCACCUUCUAAAAAUAGUAAAAUUAUUUUUAAUCAGGUAUUUUAUGAAAUGAUUUAGACAGGUGCACAAACAGAAAUAUCUCUUGUUGCUUAAAUAAGAGUCUCACAUAAUGCAUUUUUUUUCUUUAUUCUUGUGAGCAAUGAGGAUGAUUGGUGAAACCAGUGAAACACCAACUUGUUAUAUAAGUCUAUUCAAAAUGUUUUGUGCAUAUUACCCAGAGUUGUGUCAAUGCAAUUGUGAGAAGAUAGUGGAGGAGUCUGUAAAUAUUACUUUUGACAGAAAAAGCAUGUGUGCACUAUGUCUGAGAGAUAAAAGAUUUGCGGCGAGUCCACUACUAAUGUUAUUGCACUCUGUGUGUCAGUUUGUUGGAUAUUAAAUAUUUAGAAGAUGUUGAAUAAAAGUGUGUAUACAAUGAGAUGUAUAUUUUACAUGAUUGUACUGUUUGCAAAGAUAUACGUAUUCAAUCUUAGUGUAACAUUCCCGUGACUUACAAACACACGUAGUCAAUACAAACAAUCACUCUUUCAAUCACAUGUUUAAUCAUUCUGCCAAGACAUAUUGCCAAUUCAUGUAACAUAAAAUAAAACCUAAAAUACUAA
Messenger RNA from Pomacea canaliculata, 3647 nucleotides. Its product is annotated as putative GPI-anchored protein pfl2. NCBI's taxonomy places the organism in Eukaryota, Metazoa, Mollusca, Gastropoda, Architaenioglossa, Ampullariidae. The transcript has 9 exons. The coding region runs from base 309 to 1673 and encodes 454 amino acids. The record is from RefSeq and is a predicted model, not a curated record.